AUGACGAAUGGCGUAUUAAUAAGAUUCGGUAUUAUUUGUUUGCUAUCUUCAAAAUCACUGUUAAUCAUAAUGGAACCUUUUAAAAUUUUAGUAGAAGUCUUCAUACUCAGAAUUUCGAAAGUAUAUGAAAUAAGUGUAAGUGUAUUCUUAAAAUAUAAAAAGGUUAUAUACAAAAUUGAGCAAAAAAGUAAGACCACCUAA
Messenger RNA from Hepatospora eriocheir, 201 nucleotides. Lineage: Eukaryota; Fungi; Microsporidia; Hepatosporidae. The record is from the annotation of a GenBank genome assembly.